Raphanus sativus (radish) is the source of this 1830-nucleotide messenger RNA. RefSeq names its product retrovirus-related Pol polyprotein from transposon RE1. Bases 1 to 1830 code for a protein of 609 amino acids. The record is from RefSeq and is a predicted model, not a curated record. NCBI's taxonomy places the organism in Eukaryota, Viridiplantae, Streptophyta, Magnoliopsida, Brassicales, Brassicaceae. The transcript is spliced from 11 exons.
AUGGAGUUAAGACCAUACAACACCAAUAAGCUUCAAGACAGAUCAAAGCGAUGUGCUUUCCUUUGUUACUCCCCAACACAAAGCGCAUACUACUGUCUGGAUACUGCCACCAUUGGGAUAUAUACAUCGAGACAUGUUCAGUUUGUUGAGACAGAGUUCCCUUUCAAAACAGAGGCUACUAAUGCCAAGUGUAGUGUUGAGAAAUCGUUAGUGGAUGUGCCUUCUAUGAAUACACCUAUCUCAGUCAUACCGGUUUCAAGAAUGGGAUCCCCGAGCAAUGUCCUUCACCAAGCGCCAACACCUCAGGUAUCACCAUCCCAAUCUCUUAACUCUCUCUCUUCUUCAACCUCCGAGCCCACGGCUCAUUCUCAAAAUGAGUUAAACCCCAUGGCUCAGCCAAACCAAAUGUCCACUGAGCCUACUGCUCAACAUAAAAAUGAGUCUCAACCCCAGGCUCAGACGCAACUCAUCGCUGUUCACAACGAAGUAUCUUCUGGUGUGGCCGUUAAGAACGUCCCAAAGGACAUCUUGUUGCGAAAGGCUAUACACAACAAUAUGGUGUGGAUUAUUCAGAGACUUUCAGUCCGUCACAAAGUCUUGGAUUGUAAAGCAACUGGAUACUAUAAUGCAUUCCUUCAGGGUGAUCUUACGGAAGUUGUUUACAUGAUGCAGCCUCCUAGAUUUGUGGAUAAGGACAAACUUCACCAUACACUGACGUAUGUGCUCGUCUACAUCGACGAUAUUCUCGUCACUGGAAAUAAUAAUGGGUUCGUCCAACAAGUUCUCACAUCAUUUGCUGAGAGAUUCUCCAUCAAAGACCCGGUGGAUCUUCAUUACUUUCUUGGAAUAGAGGCCACUCGAACUACAAAGGGAGUUCAUUUGAUGCAACAUAAGUACAUAAGAGACCUCCUGCAGAAACCCAACUUGACAGAUGCCAAACCAGUGUCAACACCGCUGCCUGCUCAACCCAAACUUACACUUCUAGGAGGGACUCCACUAACGGAUGGAUUACAGUACCGUUCAGUAGUAGGAAGCCUGCAGUAUCUUGCAUUCACAAGACCUGACAUCUCCUAUGCUGUAACUCUCCUAUCACAGUUUAUGCAUCAACCAACAAUUGAGCACUGGCAAGCUGUGAAACGUGUACUAUGCUAUCUUGCAGGAACAACAACACAUGGUAUCUUUCUUCACAAUAAUACACCUAUUACUCUACAUGCUUUUUCAGAUGCGGACUGGGCCGGCGAUAUAGAAUUACGGAUUGACAUUCCUCAAGCUCAUGUGAUCUACUGCGACAAUAUUAUAGCAACAUAUCUUUGUGCUAAUCCGGAAUUCUACUCUCGCAUGAAGCAUAUAGCGUUGGACUAUCACUUCAAGAGGAAGAUGAUUCAAGCUGGAAAACUACGUGUAACACAUGUCUCUACAAGGGAUCAACUCGUUGAUACACUUAGGAAGCCAUUACCGCAGAGCCUAUUCAACACUGCUUGUAGCAAGAUUGGAGUAUUGGAGCUACUCAUAAGGAACAGAGAUAUGGUGUUCAAUGAGGUAAAGGAAGGGAAAAUCCCUAAAGAUCGUCUCACUCUCCACAUGCUCUAUGAGGAGAAUGAUCCGUUGGCCAAAUUUAGAGAGAUUCAGCUUAGGAGGUCGAGGUCUCAAAGAAGCAGCGACGAAAAUCAUUGUACAGCGAAAUCCACAGACACCGGAAUAGAUCCAAAAGAAGCAGCCAAGAGACUCAACCUAGAGUGGGAUUCAGCUGCUGCAAUUGAAGAAGCUGCCGUCGAUAAUGAUGACACUGGAGUAGCCAGCAAAGCAAUGGGUUAUGGAGCUUGUACUUAG